AGAGAAGAAGAAGAGAGAGAGAGAGAGAGAGAAGAAGAAGAGAGAGAGAGAGAGAGAGAGAGAAGAAGAGAGAGAGAGGAAGAAGAGAGAAAGAGAGAAGAAGAGAGAGAGAGAGAGAAGAAGAGAGAGAGAGAAGAAGAG
This is a messenger RNA of Schistocerca piceifrons (Central American locust), 141 nucleotides long. RefSeq lists its product as uncharacterized. The record is from RefSeq and is a predicted model, not a curated record. NCBI's taxonomy places the organism in Eukaryota, Metazoa, Arthropoda, Insecta, Orthoptera, Acrididae. The annotation marks the transcript as partial. The transcript is spliced from 2 exons.